Periconia digitata is the source of this 1097-nucleotide messenger RNA. The record is from the annotation of a GenBank genome assembly. NCBI's taxonomy places the organism in Eukaryota, Fungi, Ascomycota, Dothideomycetes, Pleosporales, Periconiaceae.
UUUGACAAAUGCCUCGCUAGCGUUGGCUUUUCUGUAAUACCUACAUAUGUAUUUGGAAUCAUCUCUUCGCUCGUUUCCUACCUUCUUCCUGCCAUCCCUGUAGCACAUUUGUUUCGUGGUCGCAUUUCGCAUCUGGAGUAUUUGAAUGCCGUCCAUCAUUUGUCAUCUCGAGAUUUCGAAAAUACUACCGUGGUUCGGGUGUUUGAUUUGCACGUAGUCGAUUAUUAGCUUGUUUCUGGAAGGGCCGAUCUGAACGCCUUCGCUUGUCAAUUCGCAACUGUCAGUGUCUAGCUUGCCGAGAAUAUCGUAUGGGAAUAAUCUCGAUUGGAAAUCAUAGUGUGUGAUGUUGUGAAACAGUGCGAUGAUGGUUUCUUGAUGAGCGUAUAAACCGCCGUGGCCGGCCAAGUUUAACCUCUCAUCUCCUGUUCGUCAAGUCGUCAUAAUUCUCCUGCCGGUCCUAAAUCUCAACCUCUCCCAUACCUAGAGCCACGAGGCCUUAGAUAAAGCCAGAUAUCCCUUUUCUACUCUAGAUAAAACCAAAUUCACCAUCUCAUCACAUUAUGCUCCACACUUCCAACACGUCCGCUCCGUCGCAUCAAUAUUUAUCACCUCUACGAACAUCAACAAUCCUAUCAUGGUCGUCCUCACUGACAGAGUACAACUCGAAGUCGACGCUUUCCCCGAAUGAUCAACACUCCAAAGAUGCCGCUAUAGAAGCAUACCUGCAGUUUAAAUUGGCUUUGUUUGCGAAGACUCAAACCCCGCACAGCCCAAGACCGAAGUCUAACGCUCCGAAAAAUGCUUGAACUGGCCGGCUAAAUGGGUUCCUGGAGUUCCUAGUAUUUUUGGUGGCAAGAAGACGCGCAAAAAUAGAGUUAAUUUGCUCUCAAGCAAUGGAUCAAUUCCUUCACCGGACUUCUAUGUGGAAACAGCAAGAUUGGAGUCAGCGUCACAUUACCGAUCACUACUACUGUUGGAGGAUACCCUGUGCUGAAAAAAUUGUUUUCUCAUCGCGAUAUGUCAUGACCAUUCCUGUUCAUUCGAUUGUUUCACCGGCGAUAUCUGUCCAAUUGUGCCACGAGCUGAUUUCAGUGCCG